AUGCCAAAGAAGGGCUCCCAGUCGGUGAGCGAAUUAUUGUGCACGGAAAUUAAGGAAACCCCAUCACAAACAGGUGGUCCUUAUGUACAUAUCGGUUUAUUGCCACAACAAGCCAAUAUUGAAGUAUUUGAACAUAGCUUCGAUAACCAAUUGGUGAAACAACACACUCAAGGCCAACGUAUCCGCAUCGAAGGUCAAGUGUUUGAUGGACUGGGUUUACCAUUAAGAGAUGUAUUGCUGGAAAUCUGGCAAGCCGAUGCCAAUGGGGUUUAUCCAAGUCAGGCCGAUACCCAAGGCAAAACAGCCGAUGCUCAUUUUCAGGGACGUAAAGGCUCAACCCAAGCACCACAUAUUGCAGUCGCACUAUUUGCUCGUGGAAUCAACAUUGCAAAAACCAAAGAACAAGCCUUAGCACAGGCAAAAAUCAUUGCCAGCAAUCCAGAUGCUGAUUUGGCAGAGUUCCGCAUAGAUCUACUCAACUUUGCCAGUGACACUAAGCAAGUGAUUGCUUUAGGACAUGAGCUUAAACAGAUUUUAGGGGCUAAACCGAUGAUCGCCACCAUUCGUACCCAUAACGAAGGCGGGCAACUGACCAUCAGCGAUGCAGAUUAUGACAAAAUCUAUCAAGCUUAUUUACGCCAACCCUUUAUGGACAUGCUGGAUGUUGAAAUGUUCCGAGAUCAGCAAGUGGUGAAAAACACCGUUAAAUUGGCACAUGAGAAAAAAGUAUUGAUUGUGAUGUCCAAUCACGAUUUUAAAAAGACCCCUGAUGAAGCAGAAAUCGUUCAACGCUUGCUUAAACAAGAUCAGCUUGGCGCAGAUAUUCUUAAAAUCGCAGUGAUGCCACAAAGCAAACAAGAUGUGUUUACUUUGAUGAAUGCGACCUUAAAAGUCAGCCAACAAUCUAAAAAACCAUUACUCACCAUGUCGAUGGGUAAACUCGGGACUAUUUCUCGAAUUGCCACAGCCAAUAUGGGCGGCAGCUUUAGUUUUGGCAUGAUUGCGGUUUCUGGUUUGGCAAUGGCGGAAAGCUAUGUGGUGGAUCGUUAUCAAGAUGAUCAUGAAAAAGGUUCAUUGCGUUGGGCGAUUGAGCAAGCCAAUAGCAAGCCGAGUGAAGCCAGUGAGAUUCUGAUUCAAGCGGUUGGGCAAGCGCCUUAUGCCAUUAAGGUCAACAGCCCACUGCCAGAAAUUAAAGCGCCCGUACAGGGGUUGAAGCUUGCCCGGGUGCGGUUGAAGGGCAGUUCGGAACCAAUGUUCGUACCACAACUUUACCGGGUAUUGUGUUACGUGACAUCAACGGGCAAUAACCUGAUCCAAAAUAACCGUAUUAUGCACAACUAUGGCGGUGCAGGGGUGAUGUUGACAGGGGAUGAUGGCAAAGGGAAUCCGACUGCGACCACCACCAAUAACAACAAAGUGCUAAAUAACUAUUUCCAAGACAAUGGUGAUGGACUUGAGUUAACCCGUGGUGCUGCAUUUAACUUGGUUGCCAAUAACCACUUUAUUUCAACUGCUGCAAACCCAGAGCCAUCACAAGGCAUUGAAAUUCUAUGGGGCAAUGACAAUGCCGUGAUUGGCAACAAGUUUGAAAACUAUUCAGAUGGUUUACAGAUCAACUGGGGCAAACGCAAUUAUAUUGCCUAUAACGAACUCACCAAUAACUCCAACGGCUUUAACCUCACCGGUGAUGGCAAUAUUUUUGACAGCAAUAAAGUCCAUGGCAAUCGAGUCGGUGUUGCCAUUCGUUCAGAAAAAGAUGCUAAUGCGCGUAUCACAUUAACCAAAAAUCAAAUUUGGAAUAAUGGCAAAGACAUCAAACGCUGUGAAGCGGGUGGAAGCUGUAACAUGCGCACUUUGUCGGUUCACGUGGUCAUGGUGUAA
Molecule: messenger RNA, 1881 nt
Organism: Oppiella nova
Lineage: Eukaryota; Metazoa; Arthropoda; Arachnida; Sarcoptiformes; Oppiidae
Source: the annotation of a GenBank genome assembly